Messenger RNA from Vigna umbellata (rice bean), 1792 nucleotides. Its product is annotated as glycosyltransferase family 92 protein RCOM_0530710-like. Gene Ontology annotation, molecular function: glycosyltransferase activity. NCBI's taxonomy places the organism in Eukaryota, Viridiplantae, Streptophyta, Magnoliopsida, Fabales, Fabaceae. Gene Ontology annotation, cellular component: cytoplasm. The record is from RefSeq and is a predicted model, not a curated record.
UUUCUUCCUCUCAAUGGGCGGUAUUUGCUCUCCUUCGUCUUCUCUUCUUCCACGAGAGAAAGCGAAACACAAAUCGUUCUUGGUUCGUAAAAAAUGAAUGACAUGAAGCAUUGGGGCCAUGAAAGAACGUAGGAAGCGCAAGGGCGUCGUUUCAUGGAACGCGCUCUUCUGGUGUACACUACUCCUCGUCGUCUCUUCCAUCUUCUUCACCACCACCUUCUUCUUUUCCCCCUUCCAGCUCCCGCUCUCACCGCUCCCGUUUAUAUCGGUAACUCCGACCACCAUCUCUCAACCGACAAUCACCAUCCGAGAAACCGUCAUCUUACCCGACCAGGCUCUCAUUUUCCUAAACUACCCUCCGUCUUUCCGCUUCCACACCAAACACGACCUUCUCUGCCUCUACUUCUCGGCCGACUCAACCAACAGGAUCACUCAGCCGCCCAUUCAACUCCACUUCGAACGGCUCCGCGAGCAGAUCGUGCGGUGCAAGCUCCCUCCGCGUGGCAACUCGGUCUCGCUUUUCAUUAAAUCAGACGGCGUCCUUCCCACAAAAGAUUCAUCCACUCACCCCUGGACCCCUCUGGUCUACGAAGCCCUCUUCGACCGCGACAACACAACCAUCGUCUUCGUCAAGGGCCUCAAUCUCCGACCCGAGAAAUUCAUCGAACCCUCCACUUUAAACUGUAUCUUCGGCUGGGAUUUCACCAAACCCAAAUUCUUUUUCAAGUCUGACGUCAUAUCAGGUGCACAGGAGAUCAUAAGGUGCAAAACACCCAAAAGCAUCAUAAUCGGCCAGGAACAAUCCCAGUCCAUUAAAGUGACAAUCAAGGAGAAAGACAGAGAAAUAUUUCCUUCCAUAGCUCGUCCCGGGCUCUGUCCACUACACAGUAAGUCGACGAAAAAAGCUCAUGAGAUUUGUAUUUGUACCAUGCUCCGCAACCAAGCUCGGUUCUUGAGAGAGUGGGUAAUGUACCACGCCAAAAUCGGAGUCCAACGUUGGUUUAUCUACGACAACAACAGCGAUGAUGAUAUAGAAGACGUGAUUUCUUUCUUACAAAGAGUUGGUUACAACAUCUCACAACACCUGUGGCCUUGGGUGAAGACACAAGAAGCUGGGUUUGCGCACUGUGCCCUGCGAGCCCGUUCCUCGUGCAAGUGGGUGGCCUUUAUCGACGUGGAUGAGUUCUUCCAUAUAAGGGUGAACGGUGACUUGUCCCGUAUGAUUUGGCACCAUGCGAAGCCCGGAUACAAAGUUGGUGAGAUUAGGAUACUGUGCUUCAGUUUUGGGCCUUCUGGGCAGCGAGAAGUACCACGAGAAGGCGUGGCGGUAGGUUACACUUGUCGAUUGAGUGGAAGUGAGAGGCACAAGAGCAUAGUGAGACCUGAGGCACUAAACCAGACUUUAAUCAAUGUCGUUCACCACUUUCAUCUGAGAGCGCCAUUUGUGUCUGUGGACGCCGAGAAAAGAAAGAUUGUAAUUAACCAUUACAAGUAUCAAGUCUGGGAAGUGUUCAAGGAGAAGUUCUUCAGGAGGGUGGCAACUUACGUCGUAGAUUGGCAGCAAGCGGAAAAUGUCAGGUCUAAGGAUAGGGCACCCGGUUUAGGGACUAAACCGGUUGAACCUCCUGACUGGCCCAACCGGUUUUGUGAGGUUAGGGAUAACGGCUUGAGGAAUUGGGUGCUAAAGAAUUUCUUGGAUCGACGCAGCCAUCUUCUGCCUUGGCAACCUGAGUUUCAGAUUCGUAUUAGAAAGAGGCGAAGACGAAAGGACAAAACACAACCAUUUUUCUAG